Molecule: messenger RNA, 1236 nt
Organism: Phymastichus coffea
Lineage: Eukaryota; Metazoa; Arthropoda; Insecta; Hymenoptera; Eulophidae
Exons: 1
Coding region: 1-1236 (411 amino acids)
Molecular function (GO): 3'-5' exonuclease activity; nucleic acid binding
Source: RefSeq, a predicted model, not a curated record
AUGUGCAGCAAAGCUAGAAAAAGUGUGUGUUAUAGCACCUCUGAAUCUGCAGACUUUAGAUUUGCUGCUUCAGUAGCACAAAAAAAUUGUGGAGAUAGCUAUCUUCAGCGCACCAUGGCAAAAAUGUUUCUUCCUUGGAAUCAACCAUUAGAAAAACACAUAAACAAGUCUGAUAAACUUGUGCAAAAAAGAAGAGAACGCAGAAGUCAGAUAUCAUAUAAAAGUCUUAGAUUGCAAAGACAAGCAAAAAGAUCCCAGUUAAAGUAUCAAAAGGAAAGUGCUGAAGGACAAACUUAUGAAAGUCAUAUGGAUUUAUUGGAUAACAAAAAAGCAAGAAAGGAAGACUGUAUCAAACUAGUUACUGACAAUUAUUUGAAUUAUAAAUCUAAUGCUUUCAAUAUUGCAUUUUUUGAUAUAGAAACUGGAGGUUUUAGUUAUAAACAUGACAUACUGCAAACAUGUGUAAAAUGUGGGAAUAAAAUGUUCAGUGCAUAUAUUACUCCAACCAAAUCUAUUGAUUCAAGUGCAACAAACGUAAAUGGCCUAAGUAAAGUUUAUAAAAAACUAUUUUUACAUGGGCAUGAAGUUGCAACUUUACCAAAACGAGUAGUUUUUAGUGAACUCUUAAAUUUUUUAAAAAGUUUUGAGAAAAAAAGUAUACUAGUUGCGCACAAUUGUAAUUUUGACUCCACACGUAUGAUUACCUCCAUGCAAGAAUUAUCUUUGAUAGAUGAAUUUGAAAAUGUGAUACAAGGAUUUUCUGACACUCUGCUACUUUUUAAAGAUAAGUUUCCAAAAAGAGAGAGUGGGUAUAAACUUACAACAUUAGCAAAAGAAUUAUUGGCACUUCCAUGCAAUGGUGCCCAUGAUGCUAGUGUUGAUGUCAUUUUAUUAGAACAACUAACCACGUCUUUUAUAAGUGUUCUUGAUUUGAUAGAAUCUAAUAAAACAAUCAAAGAUAUUUCAGAACGCAUGCAAAAGGAAAAGGACGCCAAAGAAAUAAUACCUUCGUUCAAGCCCAUGGAUGAUGUUAUUAGUAAAGCUAUGCAAAAAAGAUUAGCUUAUGCUGGUAUCACUUAUGAAAACUUAGUUAUACAUUUCAAAACAAAAGGAUUUGAUGACACAAAAGCUUUAUUAGUAGGUGAAGUGGAUGGUAAACCACAAAUAAUUAAAAAUAAAAAAAUUUUGAACACUAUUUUAGAUUACUUGAACUCAGUUUUACAAAUAAAGGUUUAA